Ambispora gerdemannii is the source of this 3573-nucleotide messenger RNA. NCBI's taxonomy places the organism in Eukaryota, Fungi, Glomeromycota, Glomeromycetes, Archaeosporales, Ambisporaceae. The record is from the annotation of a GenBank genome assembly.
AUGGACUCGAUUCAAGCUGAUAUUCGUAUUAUUGGGGAUUCGACGAAUGGCUCUUCUGCGCAUUCGGAUGCCACAAGACAUGUAGAGGCUGAAGAUACAGACUAUGCCUUAACAGAACUUCAACUAGGUAAAGGUGGAAAUAUGCGUUGUUUUAUACGAGGAGAACCUGCACCAGAUUUGAACGAAAAAGAGCUUCGUGCACGGCCAGGUUGUGGAUUAUCUAGUGACCAGGCAUUAGAUAGUCCAUAUCAAUUUCGAUUGAAUUCGAUACUUGUCGAAGCAGUGCUCAUUUUCGCUGUGUUGAUAUGGAACGGUAUUCUGUACGCAAGAGAAAUGCGAUUGACAACCACCGAGAUCAGCGAUCAUGCCGAAAAUAUCUUGGAACAAUUGAAAAAGAGUGGUAUGAAUGUCUUUCAGAAUAUAGAAAUACCGUUUGUCCCUUCGGUGACUAUUGGCAGAGUAAUUCGUGAUGGCUUUUUGCGAGAUUUCCCGACAUCUUUAUUGGUAGAAGGUGAUACCUUGGAAAUGAUGUACGGGGAUAGUGCACCAUGUGCUAUGAAAUAUGUAGGACCUCAAUUCGAUAAUUUGUCUUCAUUAGAUCCCUCUUCUCACUCGACCAAGACCAAGGAAUACAAAAUUGAAGCAAAUCAGGUGUUUAAGCCGUCGCUUUUCGGUGGCUUCUCGGACGCAGUUUUAGAACAUCACAUCAAAAUUCGAGGCAGAUAUCAGUUCAUUUCCUUGCAAACCCCUUGGGCGAAUAGUCUACGUGACGCACUAAAUCAAGACAAACCAGCCACUGUAAUCCGAAAACAGGCUGAGGUCCUCCAAAAAUUUUUUUUAAGAAAAGUGAUUUACAUUGUACUUGGUGCCGCGAUAUUAGUCAAUCUAUUACGAUAUAUGAUAAAAGAUAUAUUUGGAAAUCACGGGAAUGUUAAACAAGGAUUCGAGCUGUUUACUGUUCUUCCUGUGUAUGCUAUCCUACCAAUCCUUCCGCUCUCCUUUCCCACUUUGUGGCUGAUAGUCCGAUGUUUUGGGAAUGCAACUGUCCUUGUUUUGUUUGAAGCACUACAAAUCUCCAAGACUGAGUAUGAAGAUGACGAAGAAGUAGACGAGUUUGAUGCUGGUGCGCCACCACCUACAAAAAAUAUCCACUUGAAUGGAGCCGACGUUUGGAAUAAAUUUCUUUAUCUUCUCACCAAAUGGGAUCAAACUUCAUUAACUCGUUCCACUAAUCUUUUCGAAUCCCUUGGUAGCACUACUGUCAUAUGUUCAAUUGAUCGGGAAGGCACUAUAUCAUCACCAUUUCCAUCUGUCGAGCAAAUUCUUUUUCCUAGUCACGAAGGAGAGACCACUUUUCUUGAUGUUGCUGAAGAUCCGAAUAGAUAUUUUUCAGUAAAGUUUGAAGAUCAAGAUUGGGAACAAUACUUACCCUGUCUAAAACCGGUAGGCCUUAAUCUAUUAUUAAACACCAAUUGUGGUGUAUUACAAGGUAAAAAACAGAAUGAUCAACAUCGGAAAUAUUCCAGUAUAAAUAUACACGCAAAAACAAAGCCAGCCCGUCAAGCAUGUUUGUGUAGAUUGGGAAAAGAAAUUGGAUUUACCGAUGAUGCUCUUCAAGCAUUUGUACGGCGUAAAGAUAUUUAUACUUUUGCACCAUGUCACCCAUCGUUAAAAGUUCACAUUAGACAUGAUCAAUGGGAAGUACCAAGCAUGGUAUCUUCAAUAUAUGAAGAAACAGGAUUAGGUACUUAUCAAUUAUUGUCAGAUGGACAUGUCGAAAUUAUACUUGAUAAUUGUUCUGAUUAUUGGGAUGGAGAAGGCCUUCAAGCUAUGACUGAAACGAUAGAGAAAAAAAUCUACGAUUUUUAUGAAAAUGCCAUCAUUAAUGAUAUGCAAUGCAUAGCAUAUGCAUAUCGGCCAAUCAAUGUAGAAAACAAGAUCCCUUUCCUAAACUAUAAUUGCGUGAAUGAUCCUGCAGCAGCCACAUAUAUUGUUCUGCCAACUGCUAACGACGACAAAGAUCCCCCUGAUUCAUUCUUGGCUGAGCAAGACAUUACAUUGUCACAGUGGACUAGAUAUAAACGUUUAAAAGCAGGGCAAUUAGAGGGGUUGCAUGACUUUCAAUUCGAAGAGGGCCAAGAAUUUCCACAAGAUCAGAUUGAGAAAUUUUACAAAGAUGUGACAAAAGGGCAGAUUUUCUUAAGUAUGGUUACUUUGUGUCAUCAGCCAAAAGCGGAUGUAUGUAAUUUUAUUGAAGAUUUGAGUGGUGCGGGUAUUCGAUUUGUUUACUUUUCACCAACUGCUGAACGAGAAAGUAAAGCUUAUGCUGAGCGAUUAGGACUGGAAACUGAUUGGAAUAGUUGUAUACUACUAUCUAGUGAGAGUUAUCGUCAAAUGCAUGAUAUCAAAGCCCGCCUUCCCGUCGGAAUUCAAAACAUAAGAAAUCACUUGGAAAAGGUAGACGAUAUUCCAUUACAUGUGUCCUUAUUUGCAGAAUGCACACCAGACUCCACACACGAGAUGAUCAAGAUCUUUCAAGAGAAUGGAGAGGUAGUCUGUUGUCUCGGCAGCGCCUUAAAUUCUAGUAAUACUCGCAUUUUUGCAUUGGCGGAUGUGGGUAUUGCUAUGGAACCAACCCAUACUAAAGCUCAAACAAAUAAUGGAUUGUGUUAUCUCCAAGACGACGAAGGACAAUUACCUUUGGCUCUUGGCGCUUCCUUAACCACUUUACCGUGUGGACUUUUUAUGCGAUACGACACGAGUCUCUACGCUUUGGCUGACCUCAUAAGAGAAGCAAGGCGAUUGACUAAUUGUCUUAUCAUGAGUUCAGCUUUUAUGAUUGGCGGUUACUUGUCAAUAACAACAUUGCUGCUCCUUUCUUACAUUUUUUUGUUACCUCCAAUUUUCACCGGUUAUCAAAUAUUAUGGGUUCUUUGGGUGAUUUUGCCGCUUUUGGCUUUUUCUUUUUUCUUUAAUCCGCAUGAAGCUGAUACAAUGACUACGAUGCCAGUGAAAAAUGCUGAUCACUUUCGUGAUUUGACUCGCUUUAUCAUAUACUUUUUCUGGAGAUUUUCGUUACCUAUGGUAAUGUCUUUAAGUUACUUUGAUGAUAAUGGCGCUGCUUCAUUCGUUUUUGGAUCUUUUGGUAAUGUCGCGUGGCUUAAUUGGAGUAAAAAGCAACAAUGGGAGGUAUUAUACGCACAAAAUUGUGCACUGUUUGUUUUUGUGUGGUAUCUGGCCUGUUUGUCUCCGACUUUUCUACACCGCACUCUUUCAUUGAGAAAUUUUCUACCGUAUCAUAAUCACGUCUGGGUACUCACAUUUUUCGUCAGCUUAACAAUACAAGCAAUCUUCUCAUCAAUUUCCCUAGCCACCGGUCCACGUCUAUCGCCAUCCACACAUUCGCUUGGUCGACUGCCAUUGUUCUUGUAUCUGGUUGCAUUGCUGUGGCCGAUAAUUUUCAUACCGGUGCAAGAGUUGGUAAGAUGGCAUGAUCGAAAAGAGUAUAAACGGUUUCAAAAACGGUCGAAAUUGGAGUUCAAUACAAAGUUGGGAAUGCAUUCGCCGAUAUAA